AUGUACCACAACCAUUGUCAUAUGGAAACGCUCUUUCCCGUCCUUGAAAGAGCUGGUCGUAGGAAACUCGCCCAUGGCAUGACGUCAUCACUUGCAAAUCUUGAAACCGCUCGUCGGCGCGGUGCUCGCCUCCAUGUCCAGCACCCGCCACGUGCUGUCACCCAGUACUAUUGUAGAUACCAAGUCGCACAAAGCAGGCCAGGUUCCGUCCUAGAAUCCAUUGUGUUCCCGACGAAGCACCUGCCGGGUCUUCUCCGUGUCAGCCGUUGCUGGUGUGACGGCCAGCGUCCGGACGAACGGCGCCGCGCCGAGGGGCGGUCGCUGUGCACCUGGCCGCCCAUCUCGUGCCGUCGAGCCGGCGCCGGGCAUCCGGUUCUGCGGCACGGCACGCGCCAGGGCCAUUCACUGUCUUUGCCUGCAUCCCGUACGGCCGCCGGCGCACGAAUAGGUCGUUUUGUCCUCGCGGUUUAUGUUUUCGGAUUAUCAUGUCCGCGGCGCAUCCCAAGCACGAGCUUCUUCACGAGGCUCGUCCUCUGCUUCUGCUGCGCUGGCGCUGGAGGCGGGGCCAGCUCGAUCCUGUUCACGGUUUCCUGCGCCAGGCGACCAGAGCCUAGGCCUUCUGCUUGCUGCCGUUUGGUCGGCGGAGAUGACGCCUCCGCGGGGAGAAACCCAUUGAGGCGUUGCGGCUAUAGCUUGGCGCAGCAGAGUUGCAUUAUGUGUGGUCUUUCUGAAGGCAGUGAUUGGGAAGUUGUCUUCUGGCUAUUAAGACUUGAUCUAGAACAGGCUGUUGGCGUCGGGGUAUCCUCUUAUGGUUGUGAAUUAAUUUAUCGAGUUGCUCUUGGCCGUCUUGGCGGCCCGCCACUCUCGCAACCCGACGCGGUGAUUUUUACGUGCCUCGGGCCUAGCAAUCGUGUAUACCAAUCAACUACGGCUGCCGAUAUAUACAACUCCUUGGCUACAGAUCACCACGAAGACAAGACUGAGCCUGAAGUUGACGGCGAAUUCAAGUAG
Molecule: messenger RNA, 1011 nt
Organism: Cordyceps militaris CM01
Lineage: Eukaryota; Fungi; Ascomycota; Sordariomycetes; Hypocreales; Cordycipitaceae
Exons: 8
Coding region: 1-1011 (336 amino acids)
Source: RefSeq, a predicted model, not a curated record